This is a messenger RNA of Olea europaea var. sylvestris, 650 nucleotides long. RefSeq names its product glucan endo-1,3-beta-glucosidase-like. The record is from RefSeq and is a predicted model, not a curated record. The coding region runs from base 153 to 515 and encodes 120 amino acids. NCBI's taxonomy places the organism in Eukaryota, Viridiplantae, Streptophyta, Magnoliopsida, Lamiales, Oleaceae. The transcript has 4 exons.
AAUAGAUGGUAUACAAAACGAUACCCCUGAAAUAACUUGGUAUUCCAACAGAGAUCACAUGAAUUUCUUUGAGCUAUAAAUUCAAGCAUUCUCUCACUUUAUUUUCAACACAUAUCUUGAAUAUUUUGAGUUCAUCACACAAUUCUGCAUCCAUGUCUAACUCAUUUCCAAUUCUUGGAUCCUUUCUCCUCUUCUUGUUCGCCAUUUCAGGUGGAAGUUUGAGGCCUGUAAAUGGACAAGCACCUGGACAGAGAGUUUGGUGCAUUGCAAGGCCAUCGACAUCAGAUCAGGCACUGAUAGAUAACAUUGAGUAUGCAUGUGACAUAGUAAAUUGUAGCAUGAUCCAACAAGGAGGGCCCUGCUUUUACCCUACUAGUCUGAUAAACCAUGCCUCAGUUGUAAUGAAUCUUUACUACCAGAAAAUGGGAAGACACUACUGGAAUUGUGAUUUCAAGAAUUCUGGUCUCACUGCUGUCACUGAUCCAAGCUAUGGUGACUGCAAAUAUGAGUGCUAAUUUGGAAGGAUACAACAUUUUCUAGGAUAUUUUCUAUUACUACUUUUUUCAUCAUUUUGCGUUCUGAAUAAGUAGUUGUAAAGAUUCUAUUUACUUUCAUGCAUUUUAUAUUAAUAAAAUUGUAGUUAAGGAACU